Messenger RNA from Gossypium raimondii (Peruvian cotton), 2485 nucleotides. RefSeq lists its product as uncharacterized. The record is from RefSeq and is a predicted model, not a curated record. Lineage: Eukaryota; Viridiplantae; Streptophyta; Magnoliopsida; Malvales; Malvaceae. The transcript is spliced from 14 exons. Bases 165 to 2186 code for a protein of 673 amino acids.
UCGAUUCUACCUAACAAAUUCUCGCCUUUGUUUUUGGCACCGCGCCAAAAUACAUCCCCCCAAAAAAGAAGUUUCACAAAUUCUCAAAAUUCCCUCCCAAAUCAUUUGUAACAAACUCCGCAGUCCGCCGCCGUUCAGUCUCCGGCUUCUCUAGAAAUUAUACGAUGGCUUUCUCCGAUGGAGCUUCGCUAAUGGAAACCGAUAACCAUAAAAAACUAGAAGGCGAAGGAGAAGACGAAGAAGAAGAUCCGUUUCUCGCAUUUAUCGAGUACGCCUGGUCGGUCAUAUCUCCUGAAGAAGACGAAGAUCCGAGUGGAAAUGAAGAAGGUUAUAAUGGAGCGGGGUGGAGCUGGAUUGCGUCUCGGAUCCUCAAAACUUGUAUUUCUUACUCGAGUGGAGUCACUGCUGCUAUUUUGCUCUCCGAUCUUUCUCAGGCGUGGAGUGAGCAACGCAGGGUAGGCGGUUCAAAGAAAAGGCCAGAGAUUAUAGAUCAGAUGAAAAGGAAACAUAGGAGAGCAAAGCUUCCUAACACAGUUACAAUCGACUCAAUAUACGAGAAGAAUUUCUUGUCCUUGAGUAGUGUUUUGGAAGCUGUGGUUGUGGAUGCUCAUGUUCUUCCGGGUACGAACAUUUACAUGCUUACUUUGGGGGAUUAUUGGAGUUCCAAUACCAUUGAUCUUUAUCUUCACCGAAGAUACUAUGACUUGGUUGAUCCUCCGAAUGGGAUUUUGAAGAAAGCGAGGGAGAUUUUCCUUACAGGUUGCUAUCUUCGAACUGCCAAAGAAGGAUGUGGUAGCCCACGGUUGUUGCCAACAGAAUAUCUUGUGAUAUUAUUGGAUGAGGAUCUGGAUGACGAUGCAAUCUUGAUAGGAGCCCAGUUUUGCUCAGAUUCUUUCUCUUCCAUUUCUCAUGCUGGAGUCAAGAAUGGUGUUUCAUAUUCGCUGUACGCUAGGAUUGAAUCUAUCACUUCACUGGAAAUUCUGGAACAAUGUGGAGGUUUACAGAGGAAGCAAAUCACUCUUGUUGAUAAUGAUGGAGUAAAACUAAGAUUUCUCUUGUGGAAUGAGCAGGUAAUCCUAGCCAAUCUUUUCAGUGUUGGAAGCAUGCUCGCCCUGGAUAGACCAUAUAUUGCUAUUGCAGCAGAGAGUGCCCUUGAAACAAGUGAUGAGUUUUGUCUAGAGUAUGGAACUGCAACACAAUUAUACUUGGUGCCUUUUGUUCAACAUGAGGAACAAGUAUGCCUAUCAUCCACACAAAAUCGAACUCAAGGAUCAAAGUUGCAUGCUGCAGCUGAUCCUACACAAGGUCCCAAAGUUUCUCAAGUGAGCUUGCCCUGUGAUUCCCAAGGGUCAAUUGACUUCAGUAAUUAUCCUUUUCAGUUAUUUGUAGCUGAUCUCCAUGGCAAGAUGACCGGUAUCAGCCUUUAUGGAGUGGUUAGAGAUGUUUUUCGAGAAAGAGAAACUGCAGGAGUUAUUUUUUUAUUGAAACUCGAGGAUUCGACUGGAUCAAUUUGGGCAAAGCUACAUUUUUCUCAAUCUUGGUCAUUAGGACGAGUAAGCGUUGGUCACACAGCAUAUAUUUCUGGCUUGACGUGCUCUAAGACAAAACAAGAUCGCUUUGAACUAUCAUGGUGUGAGACAGAUGAUGGAGCUUCUUUUAUCAACCUCAGUUGCUUACCAGCAUUAGUAAACUCAUCUUGUCUUCACAAGUUAUCACGCCUUUCUGACCUCUCCAGCAGGAGGAAUUCAAUGCAUAUAUGUCGAGUUUGGAUUGACCAAGUUGAUCAUUGUCAUGUUACUACAAGAUUCUCACAUGCUCCUUGUGGGCAUUUUGUCAAAGAGAUGCCAAGCGGAGCAGUUGAAUGCAGUUUCUGUCACUGUGAUUGUGAUAGUGAAGUUGUCAUGCGUGCUUUCUACCUGAAACUCACCCUUGCCGACAAGAACACUAAAAUUUUUGCUUGGUGUACUGGUCAAACUGCUAUGGAGUUACUGCAAAUAUCACCCGAUGAAUUCUACGAGCUGUCUGAGGACGAGCAAGUUAUGUAUCCUUCUUCACUGGAGAAUGAGAGGUUCAUUGUUGCAUUAGUGAAUUGCAAGCGGCAGGCAGUGCACGGAUCUCGCGACAGUCAAACCCCGGAGGCUGAUGCAGUUUCAUGGGAGAUCACCCGGGCACUCAAGUGUGAAUAGAGUUUUAAUAUUGGAAGCUCAGGAAGAUCAGGAAGGGGUAGAUAACUUGCUCUUGUAGAAACCAAAGCCAGCAGCAGGUCAUGACGCUUUACUCUUAGAGAAUAAUUUUAUUUUACAAAAAGUAAAAUAAACCAAGUGCAGACAAUGUCUACUUUAUUCUAAUGCUAAACAAUUGAGCUGGUAAAUAGUACUUUUUCCCCUUUUGGCAAUAAAGCUAAUAAAUAGUACUAGCAUAUAGUAAUUUUGUUUUUAAUUUGAGUUUAAGUUUGAUCAAUUUUAAUAAAUUUGCCCUUCUCUUA